UCAACCUUUGAGAGGGAAAAAGAAGAUACACAUGAUCUAUAGAGCGCAGCGAUGUGGCAAAAACACGGCAAAGGUAAAGGCAUACAAGCUUACUGUUGCUGGAUAGGCAAAAAACAAAGCGUUGAAUCUAGAGGCAAAGGCAGAGGAGGAGUUUCUGGUUUUCCAAAACACGGCAAUGAUGAUUCUAGAGCCAAAUUCGGAACAGAGAAGGCCUCUGUAGCGUCGUCUUUCGAGGACUUGCCGGAGGAAUGCAUCUCUAACAUUAUCUCUUUGACGAGUCCACGAGACGCAUGUGUUGCUGCUUUGGUUUCGAAAACCUUUAAAUCUGCUGUUGACUCAGAUGCUAUGUGGGAGAAGUUUCUGCCGCCGGAUUAUGCAUCUCUGAUUCCUGGAUCGCGAGUUUUCUCAUCGAAGAAGGAGCUCUAUUUUGCUCUUUGUGAUCAUUUUCUCAUCGAAGAUGGCUCAAAGAGCUUCUGGUUAGAGAAAGCAAGUGGGAAGAAGUGUAUCAUGUUAUCCGCAUUGGACCUUGCAGUCGGAUAUGAAGAAGAUGCAUCAUUAAUACAUUCUCUUGAGUAUUGGAAAUGGUAUCCAAUUCCUGAAUCUAGGUUUGAAAGAGUAGGAGAGAUUGUAACAACGUUCGAGAUUCAUGGCAGUACAUAUUCUAGUAUCCUAUCUCCAGAAACUCUUUACUCGGCUUACGUUGUGUUCAAGAAACUGGAUCAUUUUCGUGGCUUUGAGGAUUGCACCAUACAAGCGUACAUUUUGAUGGGAACGUUUGUUUCGAGAAGAUUAGUAUGCUUUGAUCCGGUUACAGAUGAGAACUUUGAAGGAUAUAACGGAAGGCUGAAACCAAAGCAGAGAGAAGAUGAGUGGAUGGAGCUUGAGCUUGGGGAAUUCUUCAAUGAAGCAGGAGGUGAUGAUGAAAUUAUUGUGACUGCUUCGCAAUAUAAGUCGAAUUUCCGUUGGAUUGAGGGAUUGGUCAUUGAAGGCAUUGAAAUUCGUCCUACAGAAAACCAGCAAAGUUUCUUUUCGUUAGAAGGUUAAUUUUAUUGCCAAAGUAAUUUGUUUGAGGCUUCUUUACAACCUUUUUUUUUUG
Messenger RNA from Eutrema salsugineum, 1096 nucleotides. Its product is annotated as F-box protein PP2-B10-like. Gene Ontology annotation, molecular function: protein binding. The record is from RefSeq and is a predicted model, not a curated record. NCBI's taxonomy places the organism in Eukaryota, Viridiplantae, Streptophyta, Magnoliopsida, Brassicales, Brassicaceae. Bases 52 to 1044 code for a protein of 330 amino acids. The transcript is spliced from 3 exons.